Messenger RNA from Naegleria fowleri, 993 nucleotides. RefSeq lists its product as uncharacterized. The record is from RefSeq and is a predicted model, not a curated record. Lineage: Eukaryota; Heterolobosea; Eutetramitea; Acrasida; Naegleriidae. The coding region runs from base 1 to 993 and encodes 330 amino acids. The transcript has a single exon.
AUGGCUCAAACAUCAAAGUGUCUCUUUGUGUUCAUGGAAGGAGUGUUGAUGAAGAAUCACGAUGAUUCAAGCCACCACAACAGUUCAUCAUCAUCAUCAUCAUCAUCAUCGUCUGGUCUUUCAAGUGUCUUGGAACAAUCCAAACACGAAGAGAUGAAUCGUAUUUGCAGAUUGGGAGGAACAACGCUCAUUCAUACACGGAAGCUUGUCAAUUCCGAUUCCAAUACGAAUAGUAAUUCGUUGUUGAUGAAUGCUGAUACAUCUUACAUGAUGCAAUUGUUUGAUUAUUAUGAUCCUAUACAACCUGAAGAUGAUGAAGAAGAGGAAGCAUGGAAAAAACACAACGAGCUCCGGUUGGAAAAACAAAGUUUGUUUUGUAAAUACAAGAAAUUGAAAGUUCAAACAUGGACCACCAAUGCAGCUGUUUUACCGAUUUUUGAUCACAGAAAAGACAAGGUAAAAUUGGUGAAUGACCUUUACAAUAAUGCACAAGAGGAUGCGUUAGUCGAGAGUGCUGCUUCAGCCAUGUUGGAAAAUGACAUUUUACUUUUGCAUGAUAAUCUAUCGAAAUUGGAAUCAUCUCAAAAAGUUCUAAGAAUCGAAUACAUGGAUCGAUUGAUCAAGAAAAUUACCGCUAAAUUUUCACAAAUGCAACAACAAACCCCUCCCUUAAAGAUCUAUCAUGUUUUGCUUUUGAGCUGCCCGUUUAAUGACACCAUUUGUUUGGAAUCUCAACACACGGAAUCAAAAUCCCUUUUCAAACCAUUGCAAAGCUAUCAACAAAAGAAUGGGCAAAAUAUUUCACACCUCGUAUUUGAUGAACCAUCAAUGAUUUGCAUCCAAUAUUGUGAAGAAGAAACUAGAAGAGAUCACAACGAGCAGCUCACAGAAAAGUCAUGCAUUGAAAAUGCAGGAAAUUCAUCCAUUCUUGUUGACUUUAUUCUCGCUGAAGUGGCCUACAAGCUACGGAAGAGCCCAAAGUAUGGAGCAUAA